This is a messenger RNA of Mauremys mutica (yellowpond turtle), 5210 nucleotides long. It is a transcript of the gene LCORL, whose product is annotated as ligand dependent nuclear receptor corepressor like. Gene Ontology annotation, molecular function: DNA binding. Gene Ontology annotation, biological process: regulation of transcription by RNA polymerase II. The record is from RefSeq and is a predicted model, not a curated record. NCBI's taxonomy places the organism in Eukaryota, Metazoa, Chordata, Testudines, Geoemydidae. Bases 190 to 2013 code for a protein of 607 amino acids. Gene Ontology annotation, cellular component: nucleus. The transcript has 8 exons.
CGUGCAGUUCCCCUGUGUCAUGUGACUCCCCGAGGGCCCAGGGGGAGGCAAGUCUGGGUGCCUUUCAAACUUCUUCGCGCUGACAUCCCCACACGGGGGGAGAGCACCAGAGAGCCGCCCCCGCUCUAACACCCUGUCUCGGCCUGCGGGGGAGUCCGUCGAUGCCCAGCCACGCUGGGCUGCUGCUGGAUGGAUACCUGUGACUGGAGACCGCUUCUAGGUUUUGAAAGUAUUUUAGAAGGGCUUUAUGGACCAAGGCUACGAAGAGACCUCAGUUUAUUUGAAGACUGUGAGCCAGAAGAGCUGACUGAUUGGUCAAUGGAUGAAAAAUGUUCCUUUUGUAACUUACACAAAGAAACAGUCAGUGAUCGUACCCCAAUUAUUGGUUCUUCACAGUCAACACCAACAGAGGAACUGUCAUCUCAGGGCCAGUCCAACACUGAUAAGAUUGAAUGCCAAGCAGAAAAUUACCUAAAUGCACUCUUUCGAAAGAAAGGGCUAUCUUCAGGAAUAGUCUUUGCAGAAAUAUGCUGGGAUUCAAAUGCUGCUUCACCCACCAGGAAUCGAUUUCCAGUUAGUGACGGAUAUUCCUGGUGUCUUCACUGUCUGGGAGACACCCAUGUACCAUCAAAGGAUCUUCCUCAGAACUGUGAUCCUAACAUUCCCCUAGUUGCUCAGGAAUUAAUGAAAAAGAUGAUCCGUCAGUUUGCAAUUGAAUACAUUUCAAAAAGUAGCAAAAUUCAAGAGAAUAGAAAUGGUUCAUCAUUUGAACCAAGUCUGAUAUGUAAAAAUAUCCAAAUGAACCAAACGGAAAACUCCCUUCAGGAAGAACAGGAUAGCCCUCUAGACCUCACUGUGAAUAGAACUCAAGAGCAGAAAACUCAGCAAGGGGAUGGAGUGCUAGAUCUCUCUACGAAGAAAAGCGCAAGGCUGGAGGAGUCAACAUAUGAUCCAUUAUCAUCUGAAAAUUCAGUGUCUGGGAGACUACACAGACACAGAGAGGACUAUGUGGAAAGAAGUGCUGAGUUUGCAGAUGGUUUGCUCUCAAAAGCUUUGAAAGACAUUGAGUCUGGAGCACUGGACAUAAAUAAAGCAGGCAUACUUUAUGGCAUACCUCAAAAAACUUUACUUCUCCACUUAGAAGCCUUACCAGCAGGAAAGCCUGCACUUUUUAAAAACAAAACUCGAGAUUUCAAUGAUAGUUAUUCAUUUAAAGACAGAAAAGAAACUUGUGCAGUGCUGCAAAAGGUAGCCUUGUGGGCAAGAGCUCAAGCAGAGCGCACAGAAAAAAGUAAACUCAGUCUACUUGAAACCUCAGAAUUAAAAUUCCCAACAGCUUCCAGUUACCUCCACCAGUUAACUCUACAGAGAAUGGUUACUCAGUUUAAAGAAAAAAGUGAAAGUCUACAAUAUGAAACUUCAAAUCCUACUGUACAGUUAAAAAUUCCUCAGCUAAGAAUAAGUUCUGCGUCCAAACCACAAUCUGAUAAUGCUGGUCUUCUGGAUGUCAUGUACCAUGUUUCCAAAACCUCCUCAGUCUUAGACGGAUCAGCUCUUCAAAAAUUGAAAAAUAUACUCCCUAAACAGAACAAAAUUGAAUGUUCUGGACCUGUAACUCACUCAAGUGUUGACUCCUACUUUCUGCAUGGGGACCUCUCUCCUUUAUGUCUUAAUGUUAAGAAUGGAACAGUUGAUGGAACAUCUGAAAAUACAGAAGAUGGUUUGGAUCGCAAAGACAAUAAACAACCAAGGAAAAAACGUGGCCGUUAUAGGCAAUAUGAUCAUGAAAUAAUGGAAGAAGCUAUUGCUAUGGUAAUGAGUGGGAAAAUGAGUGUUUCCAAAGCACAAGGAAUUUAUGGGGUACCUCACAGCACUUUAGAAUACAAAGUUAAAGAAAGAUCUGGAACACUGAAGACUCCGCCGAAGAAGAAACUUCGAUUACCAGACACUGGGUUAUUUAAUAUGACAGAUUCAGGGACUGGCAACUGCAAAAACAGCAGCAAGCCUGUGUAGAUUAAUUGUUAGCAAAUUGUUUGGUGUGUGUGUGUGUGUGUGUAUGUCUGUCUGUAUACACACACACAUAUGAGAAAUACAUAUGCUCACACUGACAGAAGACAUGAAAUUAUACAGUUCAAAAACCACAUACAUGCCUUUUGAAAAGUAGUUUUAUUCAGGGUUUUCACUGUGGACAGAAUUAUAGAGUUCUCCCUUAAUUCUGAUAGUGUGUAUUUAAUAAAAUCCUUGUAUAAAUAGGUGAAAAAGAUUCAGGUUUUCUUUAGUAGUCAAUAGCAUAAAAUGUUUUGGGAAAACAAGUAUUUGUCAUGUGAAGCAUUAUUUUUAGUUGGUAAAGAACCACAUUAGCCAUUGAAUAAACCAUCUUAUGGAAAUACAUGACCCAUGGUUUGCAAACUUUUAUACUUCACAAAAUACUUGCAAUAGUUUGUAAGUAGUUCAAAAUACACAAAUCAAGGGAUUAUUUUUCUUUUACAAAGUUAGUUCCUUACGAAGGAAAUGGAUAUGUGAAGUAUUAGUAGGAGGUAGUACAUUCUGUGGAAGAAGAAAAAGAUACAUCAUAACUAGAUCUCCAAUACAACUAGAAAAAACCAAAACAUUUCAUUAAUAAAAAUGUGUGUUAGCAGACAUAAAACUGUAUUUUUAUCAUUUUAAGAAGAAUUUUGUUCAUUUAGCAAGAAAUUGGUGUUUACAAAAUAUACAUUUAUGAAAACUGACAAAUUACUGUAGUUAUAGAACUAUUAAAUAUGAAAUAAGAUGGAAUACUAAGUAUAAAAUAAUUUAAACUUAAUUAACAUAAUUUUCCUUUUUAGUUUGGAAAAUAAGAUAACUUCUAAGGUUUAAGAAGAAAGUUGGAAUGCAACUUAGAGCAUGUUCAUAAUGUGCACAGAAUGAGCUUGAGAAUGGAUAUUAAAUGUGCUGGUUAGUUAAUGUUAUGACUACUUAAAAUUCAUUUAAGGAUUGUCACACUCCUUAUAUUGAAAAACAAAAAACUCACUGUAACUGUAACAUAUUUGCUGCUGUGACAUUUCAAACCUUUUCAGUUUAUCAAAAUGAAUAUCAAGUUUUCAUUUUGGUGGGCCGAUACACUAUCGUUUUGCUAAUAACCAAACUUGCAGUUCAGGGUCUUGACAGAUUCACAAAUAUUAAACAGUGAAGCUGCUUUGAACUUUCAGUAGUAUAAAUUCAUUAUAAAUUUGGUAGAAGCUAGGCAGUUCAUUUUAAAUAUAUGACUUAAUAGAAUCUAAGAGAGACCAGCUGUCUUCAGAUUGCAGUUUUUAAAUUAAUUUUCAAGUAUUUACAUUGGAUUUUAAAUUAUAUGUAAUUUUGGUGGUGUAAUGUCAUAAAGCAUAUGUCUAUAUAAGAAUGAGUGCUUGCUUUAUACAUUCAAAAUUCAACACCUGUGCCCUUUUUCCAGUUAAAAUUUAGGUUUAGAUUGUUUUUUCUAAACCAAAUCAAACAUAUCCAGAAACACUUACCUGUUUUUCUACUUUUUGUAAAUUUUCUCUCACACAUACAGUGUCAGACAUGUUUUUUUGCUUAAAUUUGCCUUUGUAUAGGCUAAUUAUCCUAUGUGAAUGUAAGACUACAUUACACGUGUAGGACCACAUCAUGUAAUUGACUCAGUGCGGAGUUUCUCUUAAAAAUUUGUGGCAAAAUCUAGCUCUUGGCUAUUAAUCUUAUUACAGGUAAUUCCUUACGUUUUAAAAUAAAUGAAUCCAUAAGAAGUUAAGUGAAACUGCACAACCACCAACAUAUCAAUCUUUUGGUCUCUUAGAUCUAUAAUGUAUCCUCUUCAACUAUUAAGGUUUACUUGCAUAUUAGAAAAGGAAUCCUUCUGUAAAAUAAUUGUAUCUAAUAACAAGUAGGAUACAUAUAAGCAGGUGUCAGGGUCAUCGUUGAUUUUAAAGAAUUAAGCCAUAUUUUUGUGAGGGCCAGAAAGAUGAAUUUGUUAAUGUAGCCUCCCCAGCGGAAAACAAAAUUGAUAGUACCUAAAGGUUUCAAAAUCUCUCUUUAUACAGAAUUUUACUUGCAAAAGUUUUUGGGGCUUCAAUACAUUGCCUAAUAUUUGUACCACACUAAAAAUUUUUAUUCCUCGGACAAUAUUAUAAAAUUGAGUCAGAAGUUUAUAUUGAAGGCAAGUUACAGUACACUUUUUAUAUCAUUUAAAAGAUGACCUGACCAAAAAUUGACAGGAUUCAUAAAAUCAGGGAUCAUUUUACUAUUGACUUAACAGUGAUCAGUAGUUUUGUACGUAAUAUUAUAAUUAAUUUUCAGCAUUUUAGUACUUGUAUUUAUUUAUUUUUUUGGUCAGAAAUAGUAUAUUAAAAUAUUUUUUGAUAGUUUAUAGAUGAUGCUCAACCUGUAAGUGUUUAAAAAGAAACAGAAUUAUUUGUUUCUAAUUAUUAGGCUAACUUUUGAUUACACAACUAAGGAAAGGCAGGGAAAUGUGUAGGUUCCCCUUCCCUAACUCCAGUGUAUUCCAUUUAAAUGUCAUUUAAGUUGUACCUUUGAACUGUUUUAUAAAUUCAGUUACCAGUGACUACUUCAGAAUUGACAAUUUCUGAAAAUUCAUGUUUCAGCAGACUUUUAAAUGAAGGCGAAAGCAAGCCCUACAUGCUUUCUACUUAUUUGAAUGUUUCUCAAGUAUUUUAUAUUAAAAAACAGUGCCUCUGUUUUUAGAACUACUGCUCAGUAAAGUUGUUUAAACCAUUUCUGGUAGCUAAUGACAAUUUUAUAUUAAAUUGUAUAUUAACUUUAGUGAGACUGAUUUUUUUUUUAGUUGUUUACAGUACAAAUACUUGUAUUUGUUUUUUAAUUGCAGUAUUUCCAUUGUCGCAGUAAUUUAGUAAAACUCUGUGGCUGCCUUGAUUUUUGACAGAUUUUGUUAAUAACUGAUUUUUAGGCAAUUAGUUAUAUUUAUGCAUAAAUCAAUUGCACUAUAAUUCAUGAAUUAUUUAUUACAAUAUUUUCUAAUGAAUUCCAUGUAUUUGUCUUGUGUUGUAAAUGUACUGUAAUUCUGUUUCCUCUUUGUGUUGUUAUAUACCUAAAUCUGAUUGUAUGAAUUUAAUUGUUUAGUUAACGUGUUUCUACGUUGUAAUUUGUAGUAAAGCACUUCAAUGCUUUUGCACAUAAAUUUACAACAACACUGAUGUGUGAUUGAUUUUGCUCAUUCAGUAAAACAAAACAAAAAAAGA